AUGGCACUGGAUGAGGGAAAUCAGAGCUCUGUGACUCUAUUUAUCCUCCUGGGUUUCUCGGAGUACCCACACCUCCAGGCACCCCUCUUCCUCAUGUUCUUGACCAUCUACACAGUCACUCUGGUGGGAAACCUGGGCAUCAUUGCGGUUGUAAGGAUCAACCCCAAACUCCACACACCCAUGUACUUUUUCCUCAGUCAUCUAUCCUUUUUAGAUAUUUGUUAUUCCAGUGUAUUUACACCAAAACUGCUAGAGAUCUUGGUCAUGGAAGACAGAAGUAUCUCCUUCAAAGCAUGCAUGGUGCAAUUUUUUUUUGUUUGUGCGUUUGUGAUUACAGAAAUGUUCAUGUUAGCAGUUAUGGCCUAUGACCGGUUUGUGGCUGUUUGCAACCCCCUGCUCUACACAGUGGCUAUGUCUCGGAAACUCUGUGCCCUCUUGGUAGCUGGAACCUAUGUAUGGGGUGGAAUAUGUUCCCUGACACUCACAUACUCUCUUUUGGAACUAUCCUUCUGUGGUCCCAACAUUAUACAUCACUUUGGCUGUGAGUAUUCUGCGCCCCCUGCCAUCCUUUCUUUAUCCUGCUCUGACCCCUCCUUUAGUCAGAGGAUGUGUUUAGUCAUUUCCACAUUCAAUGAGGCUUGUAGCCUCCUGAUUAUCCUCGCCUCCUAUAUUUUUAUAGUUGCCACCAUAGUCAAGAUGCCAUCUACUGGAGGACUCCAGAAAGCCUUCUCCACCUGUGCCUCCCACCUGACCACCAUCACCAUCUUCCAUGGGAUCAUCCUUCUUCUCUACUGUGUGCCCAACUCCAAAAGCUCGUGGCUCCUGGUCAAAGUGGCCACUGUGUUUUUUACUGUCAUGAUCCCCAUGUUGAACCCUCUUAUUUACAGUCUUAGGAACAAAGAUGUGAAAGACACAGCCAGAAAGUUAAUUCACACCAAAUUGCUUUCUCACUCAAUGUAA
Molecule: messenger RNA, 960 nt
Organism: Puma concolor (puma)
Lineage: Eukaryota; Metazoa; Chordata; Mammalia; Carnivora; Felidae
Product: olfactory receptor 1165-like
Biological process (GO): G protein-coupled receptor signaling pathway
Cellular component (GO): membrane
Molecular function (GO): olfactory receptor activity; G protein-coupled receptor activity
Source: RefSeq, a predicted model, not a curated record